Molecule: messenger RNA, 4720 nt
Organism: Dermochelys coriacea (leatherback sea turtle)
Lineage: Eukaryota; Metazoa; Chordata; Testudines; Dermochelyidae
Gene: FASLG
Product: Fas ligand
Exons: 4
Coding region: 24-914 (296 amino acids)
Biological process (GO): extrinsic apoptotic signaling pathway via death domain receptors; positive regulation of canonical NF-kappaB signal transduction; immune response
Cellular component (GO): membrane
Molecular function (GO): tumor necrosis factor receptor binding
Source: RefSeq, a predicted model, not a curated record
GUAGAUCUCGCACUGCUAGGGUGAUGCAGGCGUAUAAAGGCAGAGCCGGCUUCCCUCCUGGGGCUCAGUCUGUGGCUGGCACAGCCGGAUUUAGCUGCCGCAUGAAAGAGGAGUUCCAUAGCCAGGGCGGCCCAGCCAUUCCACUGCCCACCAUGCAGCAGAACCUGAAUUAUGUCUAUCCCCAGAUCUUUUGGGUGGACAGCUGUGCCAGUCCCACUUGUGCCCCGUCGGCUCCCGUUGCCACCUGCCCACCGCCCGUGCCGGAGAGGAGGAGGAGAAAACAGAGCAACAAGAGGGAUGGCACAUGUCUCUGUUUCUUGGUGGUGUUUUUACUGGUUCUGCUGGCCCUUGCUGGAGUAGGGCUGGGGAUGUUUCAGAUUGUUCAGCUGCAGAAGGAACUGGCUGAGCUCCGAGAGUUAACCAGCACCGGACAUGUUCAUUCGUCUAUGGAGAAGCGCAUAGGACUUCUGAAUGUAACAGCAGAGAAGAAGGUGAUCAGGAAGGCAGCACAUUUAACAGGCAAAGCUGAUCAGAAAGCCCUUCCUUUGGAAUGGGUGGCCACCCUUGGGCACGCCUUCACCUCCAGCAUUCAAUACAGACAGCGCAGCCUGGUGAUUAAUGAAACAGGCCUGUACUUUGUGUACUCCAAGGUGUUCUUCCGAGGCAAGAUCUGUAACAACCUUCCCUUAGAUCACACGGUUUUCAAACAAAAUCCAGCCUACCCAGCUAGCCAGGUGCUGAUGGAGGACAGAAAGAUGAACUACUGUGCGGCUGGGAAGAUGUGGGCCAGGGGCAGCUACCUGGGGGCAUUGUUCAACCUCACCAAAUCAGACAGCUUGUAUGUCAAUGUCUCCGAUACGGCUCUGGUUAAUUUUGAGGAAACAAAGACAUUUUUUGGUUUAUAUAAACUCUAGAGCUGGCCACCAAAGCGUUGCUUUCAGCAAAUAUGCACUCAGGACUGAUAUUAACAUGACUUGGGUACUGUACAGUAUAAGAUACAUUCUGUCCAUAGGGCUAGUCUAAUACUGUGCUGGGCUAGCCAGGAUCUAGCUGGAAGAAGCCCACCAGGCAUCCCUUGUUUGGCCUUUGACAUGCAACAGCCAAACUGACUUGGAAACGGAUCUCCAAGGAUUAAAACUUUCACCUUGUGAACUAUUUGAUCACCAUAGGAGAACCUUAAGUGUAGAUGAAAAAAAUCUAGCAUGCCAAAGGUCUCCUUUAAACUCACUACUCACUCAAGGAGAGUGUUUACUACCUGAGAAGAAGCUGAUGCAUUGGGCCCAAAUCUGCUCUGUUACAUCUAUGAAAAUCCCAUUUACCCUACUAAGGACAGCAUUUGGAGAGAUGGGGUUUGUGUGCAUCCCCACAGGGCUGGGGUGUUCACUGCCUGGCGCAGGAUGCAAUCAUUGCUGCUGGGGGCGGGGAGGAGAGAUUUAUAUUAUGUAUGGCUGUUUAGCACCUUAACUCUUUGCUUUUGCAGGUGCUCCAAGUGUCUACAGGGUAUGUCAGGGUAGGAGGGUUUUUUAAAGUUAUUUGCCAUUUUCAUCCUAAAAUGUAUCCCCCUCCACUCCCCACAUUUGACUUAGAAAAUGGCUUAAUUCCAAGGACCAGAUUUCAUUCCCAGGGCUCAUCUGGGCCAUGUUUUAUAGAGGAUAAUCAAUAAUUACAUGAAAAAUUUAGUAGACGGAAGUAUGGAGGGAGGGAAGACCCUGUUUUUAACUGCUUCAUUCCCAAACAACACACGGUGGGUAUCUGGAGUCCUAACAUAGCUGACUCAGGCAAGGUCCAGCAGCAAGGAAGAGUGCUGGAGGGAACUUAGAGCACAGUGUUAUAGGGUUACACCCAGAAGGCCCAUGUAAUCCUGGGCGGGGACUCCAUUGAGGUCUGUAGUUUAGGGAUCAGGAAUGAAUUUGGCUGAAAAAAUCCAGAAUUUUUCCUGGGGUUUAUGCAAGUGCCUGUAUCCCCUUCCCCUCUUCCUGGGGAAACUGCACCCCAGUUGCCUGCCCUCUCUGGAGCUGUGGCUGCAGCUCCCCAGCAGCUGGGACAGGAGGUGCUCUGAGGCUAGCCCUUGCCUUGCUCUGCACACAGGAACUUUGAGGUGACCAUCCAGAGAUGGGUUUGGGUCUGAGCUCUCCCUGCCUCCUGCCAGGUGGGUGGUGAUUGCAGCUGGGGAGCUGGUUCAGGCCCAUCUCUAAAAUAGCCCAGGACACCCCACACCUCUCACUGCAGAGUCCCUGGAGAUCCUGGGGGGCGGAGGGGAAUUCCAGCAACCCCUGAGUGACGGGGCAAGUUGCAAGGGCCGUGCAUCCAGCUGGGUGACCUCACAAGGCUCCUCCUGGGCCCUGGGGCUGCUGUGGUGCUGGGCAGCCUCUGCCUCCCCCUGCGGGAGUUCUCCCUGUAGGCUCCACUCCUUGGGUCCAGGCAACAGCUGUCAGGGAACAGGGCAAGGAUGGGAGCUUCUGGAGAAAGGUGAGGAGAGAGCAGCCCCCUCCCCACACCCAGCCCUCCUGGAUUCCCCGCUCAUCCCCCUGGCUACAGGCUACCCCAAAUCCAGUCCUUCCUCCAAUAGCCCCUGGUACUCCCAACAGAUCCCAGCACCUUUCCCUGAGCUCCCCAUCCUCCCCAAACCACCUCAACACAUUCCUUACCCCCAACAUGGCUCCCUAGUCCCUUCUCGCACCUCCCCAACUCACCCCAGCAGCUCCUCAGCCUUCCAUGGCUCAACCAGCUGCCACAUAACCCCCCAGAACUUCCCCCACCCCCAUGGCUCCCCUGCCCACCUCAACCCACCCCCAGCUCUUCAGCUCACCUUCCUCUGGCUUCCCAACCCACCCCAGCCUCCCAUGGCUCCCCAACACACCUAGCCCACCCUAGCACCUCCUCUGGCUUCCCAGCACAACCCAUCCCCCACAUAACCCUCCAGAACUUCCCCCACCCCCACUGCUCCCAGCCCACCCAGACCCUGUCCCCAGCCUCUCUAAUCCACCCUAGCAUCUCCCCUGGCUUCCCAGCACAGCCCAGCCCACCCCAUAGCCUCCCAGCCUUUGCACCUCCCUAAUCUACCUGCACUUACCCCUCUACAGCACCUCCCCCAGGCUUCACUUCAGCAACUCCCCAGCCCUCCAAUCCAUCCCAGCACCUCUCCUUGGCCUCCUCUCACUCCCCAGUGCAACCCAGCUCCCACAUGACCCCCCCAGCUUCUCCCCCCAAGCUUCCGCAGUUCCCCAAAACAUGCCACUGCCUUCCCUAGUCUCCCCAACUUCUCCCAGCCUCCCAUGGCUCCCCUGCCCCCAAUUCAAUCUAGCCUCUCCACUGUUACCCACCACUCUCCCAGCAUCCACCCAGCUCCCUGGGCCCCAUCUUCCAGGUCCCCAAGCUGCCCAGGCCUCCUUGACUCCCCAGGUCCCCCUCAGCCCUCCAUGGCCCUUCAUCCCUCUUUAGCCAUCUUCUCCAUCCCCCAUCUCUUUGGUCCUUCACAAGGCCCAGGCGUCCCCUGCACUCCUUGGGGGUGGGGGAGGGUAGGUAGCCAGGCUACCUCCAGCCCGCACUGACUCAGUCAAGUGAGACCAGCUAGUUGUGGUGGAAGAAGGGGGGUGGUGCUGCAGAGGGAUCUAACUUUGGGCAAGUCCUGGCAAGGAAAGGGGACAGGGUGGGACCUCACUUGGGGAGCGGGGCAUUGCGUGGAAGGGGAGUGAACUGCAGACAGUAUAAUAGGGGAAGGGAAAAAAAUCACUAUUUCUUCUCUGGGGGUCCUCCCGAUCCGGGUCUCCUAACAAACCCACUCCUGCCACAAACAUCGCUGGGGGAGCGCCUCCAAAAGCUGGCAGUUGUGUGAAAGUUGGUCCCCAUCCAGGGAACCCUAGUAUUCAGCAAACCAGCUGAGUGCUCCCCCCCAAGCUUUCUCUAACCCCGGGGAUGUGCUGGAGGAGCCAUUGCACUGACAUAGGAUGGCUGUUGUGAGUCCGAGGGAGGGCCCAGAGUUUGCAGGAUAUGUCCAGAUGUCUGUCCAGUUAGUGCUUAGUCUGGGGAAUGGGUGCAAUACUAGUAUACCCAGGAGAAGCAGAGUGCAGAGCUGCUUGGAAGCUGCGAUCAGAGCCAACGUACAGCAGAGGGUACUGACCAGACUGCACCUGAAAUCAAAAUGGGAGGCAAAGCCAACCAUUCUUGCCCUGACUAACCUCCACUGACCAUACCUGAGAUAAAGGCCAGGCUUGUAUUUAUGGCCCAAGUACUAUGUCUCAAGUGCCCUUCCCGGAAUGAGCACAUAGUCUCAGUUAGUUUCCAUCAGUUGACUCCAUGUUCCAUCACUUGGCUGUAAUGGUUUUUACUGGCACUUCCACAAAGGAUGGGACAUGUUGGUGAGCACUAUGUGGUCACUACCAGAAGUAGGGUAACUAGACAGCAAAUGUGAAAAAUCAGGAUAGAGGAUGGGGGGGGGGGGGUAAUAGGAGUCUAUAUAAGAAAAAGACCAAAAAAUUGAGACUGUCCCUAUAAAAUCGGGGCAUCUGAUCACCCUAACUAGAAGUGCCAUUUUUGGCCUAGGUAGUAACUGAAAACCAGGACUUGAAGCUUGCUGAACAGGUUGCAGCACAACCCCAGUCAGUGAGUAAUUAAUGUGACACACAGCAAUGUAGCAGUCAAGCAGGCAAUCGUUUAAACUAUUGAUGUAUUGUUCCCUAUAAUAUAUAUAUGUACAGCAUAAAUAAUGUUAUUUUUAUAA